AUAUUCGUCUUUAAGACAGAGAUCAAGGUUGAUUUCGCGUCGCAGCCACACCAGGCGUGCGUAAAAGCGCAACGCAACAGAACGGAGGCGACAGGAUUUUAUGACUGCAGCUCUUACAGCCGAGAUGCUUUUACGCACAGAGUGGAGCUGUGAAAUAACGCUUUGAGUGACGUACAUCAACCAUGUGGCCAAUAAACCAAGCGGACUUAGUACUUGAUAUUCAGAGGUGCAUGUGUAUAUUGCAACAUUUUAGGCUGGCUUUGUAGCCUUUUUUGUUUGUUUUAUAACGAGGACAGUUACAGCUGUUUGCCUCCGUGUGACUGAAAAGCGGAGCCAAAAAACGCAGAUGUCUUCUCCCUCUGUUAUUUGGCUGGAUGAAUCAGUGCUGUGGGACGUCGGACGAGGUUUACUUAAUGAAUGGAGUGGCCAUGGCUGUUAGCCAUGAAGCAGGAGCCAGAUACGCCCGUCACUUCCUUCCGUCCGAAUAGGCCUUCCUGGCGCUACGUCGAACGCGCACUCUCUCGAAUAUGUCAACCAAGCGCGAGGACGCCCAGCAGACUGCUUAGCGCUCGCUGUUCCAUCUGAGUAGGAGGUGGCAACAAUAGACCAAAUGCCAUGGAUGUAUUCAAUUUCACAUACUGGAAUGCCUCUGAAGGCAAUGAGACAGAAGUUGUGGAAGAGAGCAAAAGCGCCUACAAGACCGUGGAGGUGGUGUUCAUCGUGUUGGUGGCUGGUUCCCUCAGCUUGGUCACAGUUAUUGGGAAUAUCCUGGUCAUGCUUUCCAUCAAAGUCAACAGGAACCUACAGACUGUCAACAAUUAUUUUUUAUUCAGCCUUGCAUGUGCGGACCUAAUUAUUGGACUGUGCUCUAUGAACUUAUACACAGUCUACAUAGUAAUAGGCUACUGGCCUCUGGGGCCAGUGGUGUGCGACCUGUGGUUGGCCUUGGACUAUGUUGUCAGCAAUGCGUCUGUCAUGAAUCUUCUCAUCAUAAGCUUUGACAGAUACUUCUGCGUCACCAAGCCCCUCAGCUAUCCUGUCAAACGGACCACCAAAAUGGCGGGCAUGAUGAUCGCUGCCGCCUGGGUUCUGUCUUUCAUCCUCUGGGCGCCCGCCAUUCUCUUCUGGCAGUUCAUUGUCGGCGGCCGGACAGUGCCUGAGAAGGAGUGCUACAUCCAGUUCUUUUCCAACGCUGCUGUCACUUUUGGCACAGCCAUCGCGGCCUUUUACCUGCCCGUCAUUAUCAUGAUCCAGCUGUACUGGCAGAUCUCCAGAGCGAGCAAGAGCCGUGUCAAGAAAGAUAACCGCAAGCCGUCGGGGGUGAACCCAGAGCCUCUGUCACCGGUCCAGAGGAGAAACACACCAAAACCCAACAAUAAUAACGUACCGGGGGCGGAUGCGGGGCAUUCCCAGAGCCAGAAUGCAGAGGAUGGCGCCAACCAGCAUGAUGGGAAACUUCAAAAUGGCAAAGGACCUUCCACCACCACGGCCGAGGGAGAAACCGAAGGCGAAGACGUGGCGAGAGAGAACUGCGCUCCCGGAGAGGAGAAGGAGAGCUCCAAUGACUCGACGUCCGGCAGCGCGGCCGCUUCCAACCAGAAGGACGAGGAACCGGCGCCGUCCGCGGCCAACUCCAGCGCCGAGGCAAGCCAGCCGCUUCCUCGUCAGCGGGCCAAAGCAGGGGGCUCCAAGCUGACCUGCAUCAAGAUCAAGACUAAAUCCCCGAAAGGUGACUGCUACACACCUUCCAACGCCACCGUCGAGAUCGUCCCGACCUCAGAGCGGCAGAAUCACGUGGCCCGGAAGAUUGUGAAGAUGACCAAGCAGCCCCCGAACAAGAAGAAGAAAGCGGCGCCGUCGCGGGAGAAGAAGGUUACCCGCACCAUAAUGGCCAUCCUGGUAGCUUUUGUGGCCACCUGGACUCCUUAUAAUGUAAUGGUGCUCAUUAACACCUUUUGCUCCAGCUGCAUUCCCAACACCGUGUGGACUAUUGGUUACUGGCUGUGCUACAUCAACAGCACCAUCAAUCCAGCCUGCUACGCCCUGUGCAAUGUCACGUUCAAAAAGACAUUCAAACACCUUCUCCUCUGCCAAUACAAAAAUAUUAGGUCUGCCAGAUAAAUACGGGCCGCUUGGGAGGAAGCACAGAUGUAUGAGUUACCUGUGUGUUUGCCAUCCAUGUGCAUGUGUGUCUGUGAAAGAGGUUCGUAAGCAUGAUAAAUACCGCAAGAGUACAUUUUUCCAAAUCACUUUCCACCGUUUCAUGAUCACUUAUCCAAUUCCUCUCAAUGACCGGUUGUAGCACUUUACACAAAUUCAACUGGAGCCAGUUGCAUUGAGAUUUGUUGGAGCUGGAGCAGCAUAGAUGAGGGAGGUUGUGAAAAAUUUAGUGUUAUUGAGAGCGGUGUGCUCCCCAAAAAAAUUAAUUAAUUAAGAAAAAAAAGAAAGUAAAGCAAAGGGAGGGGACACACAGCAACACCAAGCUGAUUAAAAAAAAUGCACAAAGUUAAAGAGCAGUGGAACAUCUGCACUGUGCGAAUAAAAACACAAGAAAUCGACAACUUGGGAAAAUAGGGCUGUCUGAAUUUACAAACCUCACAAGGUUGAAGUUCAGUGAAGAUACCUGUAGAUAGCUGUACAUAUCGGUGUAUAUUCAAUCACGCCCCUCCACCCGUCUUCUUUCCAACCAUGGCACAUCCAACCAGCAACAUGUAAAAUGAAUUGGGGCAUUUUGGCGUAGACUGCUUCCAAUACGGUCACGCCACAGCUGGAAGCUAUCCCAUCUGAGGACGAGGCUCUACGGGAAUGAGUUUCCAUCAAUACUUAAUAGAUAUAUUCAUACAUUCAAUCUGCACUUGUCAACUUUGCACACCACUAGUGGUUAUAAAUAAUUUUGAGCUUAAAAUGUCAAUUUAGUUAAGGUCAGAUAUGUUUUUUUAUAUAUAUAUAUAAUAUCUGCCUUUCACACCAAAGCAGUGAAAAAGAGAAAAAUAAGUAUUUUAUUUGUUAUUUUGGCUGCAAAAACUUUAUUUGGACCAAUUGGAUGAUUCUACAUCUACAGUGGAACCCCCUCAUUUGAAAGACCUAGUCAACACAGCUCAUUAGCUUAGCAUAGCAUGUGCAUUUCUUCAUUUCUUUAUUGUAGCAUAUAAACAAACGGAAACAAUUACCUGGCUCUGUUCUAGAUGAAAAAAAAAUAAAAUCCACCUGCCCGCACCUCUGAGGCCGGAGAUAUACUCGCUUUUGACUACAUGUUUGCAUCAUGGCCGCCUUUUUUGGCGCGCACAUGUGAUUCAGGCGGCGGCACGAGGAUUUGAUAUGUGGCGAGUUUUAAAGAAAAGCUUACACACCAAAGUGACACAACCCACACCCAUGCAGUUCAGAACGCGGGGGCGCCGUGUGAACUGCCUGAACAUGUGACUUGGAAGCGAGCGUAUCUCCAGCCUAACACGCAUUUAACCUGUACAAAAACUUAAUACUUAUUUUUUGUUUUUCUUUCGUCUUAGAGCAAAGAUCUUCAUGAAAUCUGGGGAAGUCCCCUUGCAAAACCUUCAUUUUCCACAUUCACUAUUUUGCGUGGAUUCCUACAUUUUUAAUUCCUGUAUACAACCUGCCAUGUAUCAUCACAGAGAAAUAGCUGUAAUAGCUGCAAGGAAAAUAAAUCGGAUCAAAUAACAACAGCUAUGAUUUAAAGAGGUGGUGGUGGGAGUUGGAUGGGGGGGGGGCGUAGUAUGAGAUUGUUCAGUCGCAAUCUUUGAUUUGCCAUCUCCAGAAAACACAUCACCAGCUACGGCUUCUCCCGCUGACAGGAUGUCAGAUGUUUAUUUCAUGGAGGCUAUUAAGAUAUUUAUGGUUCCUGUCAUGUUUCUUUUUUUCACCCCUGCGAAGAACCCUCCCACUCAGUGCGUGAAACAGGUGGUUGGAGCUCAGAGCUGUCCUUUAUUAUAGUCUUGUGUGUGUGUGUGUGUGUGGAUGAGUGGGAGACUUCAUUUGAUCCUGAUGAUUAGUGGAUUAAUGUCACGGUGUGUUCUGUACUCUACUGUACAGAUGAGUACAGAACACACCUGUGAAGACCUGUGUGCGCGUGUGUGUAUAUGUGGGUGUACAUGCUGAUGGGUGUUUGUGCGCUCCAAGAGUGGAGUUUACUUCAGAUCACAGGUGACCGCCUCGUGAUUUAAAAAAGGGCUAUUUCUGUGUCUUUACGCGUUUCUGUAAUUCAUUCACACAUUUUACAUUUUCAGUAGAUUAAUUCAAUUAAUUUUUUUCUGUGGAAUUAAAGUAUUUAUUAUAAUGAAAGAAGGC
Molecule: messenger RNA, 4302 nt
Organism: Mugil cephalus (flathead mullet)
Lineage: Eukaryota; Metazoa; Chordata; Actinopteri; Mugiliformes; Mugilidae
Gene: chrm2a
Product: cholinergic receptor, muscarinic 2a
Exons: 3
Coding region: 616-2121 (501 amino acids)
Biological process (GO): adenylate cyclase-activating adrenergic receptor signaling pathway; regulation of heart contraction
Cellular component (GO): plasma membrane
Molecular function (GO): G protein-coupled acetylcholine receptor activity
Source: RefSeq, a predicted model, not a curated record